Molecule: messenger RNA, 2756 nt
Organism: Klebsormidium nitens
Lineage: Eukaryota; Viridiplantae; Streptophyta; Klebsormidiophyceae; Klebsormidiales; Klebsormidiaceae
Source: the annotation of a GenBank genome assembly
GCCUUGUGGCCCUUUUCUUCCGUAUUAGUUUUUAAACAAGCUAUUUCUGCUAAACAAGCAUCUUUGGAGUCUGCAUCUUUGGAGUCUGCAUCUUUGAGGCCGUAGGAAGCUUAGCGAAUAUACAGACAGCAUUGCGUUUCCAGCUCAGUGUGCUGGAGCCGCUGCAACCUCAACCUGCCUGGCUAUCGUCGACGCUAGUCUGGAAUACGUUUCAAGACAGGCGCAGGUUUCUAUGUGUGCUGACGCCUCGACUGUCGUCUGAAUCUGGGACUCAAGACAUUCCUCAAACAUCCAAUAAUGUCGCAAGAGUCACAAAAGAGGUGGCCAUAAAUAUGAGGGAGUUUUAAAGUAUGCAUACCAAGUAGCGAAGCUCUGACUAAGAGUUCAGCUCCAAUCAUUUGCUGAACACGGCAUUGGUGGUCACCAGCGACUAAUAAUUGCUAGCUGCUAUUGCUCCGCUGUCCACCUUUUGGCGCGCUUGACGCGCUGGGCUCUGCCGCUUUGGGCCUUAAGUUAGCCUUCAAAUGAAAGCGCAGAGCUGCAACCCAUGAAGACCAGCAGUGUGGUUGACAGCUUUCCUAUCCAGAUCUGCCACAGCCCGCAAUACGUAGCGGUUGCUGUCAUGGGAGACCAGCUUACCGGAAAGAAGAGGAGUCCUCCGAUCGUUGGCGCCACUCUAGUUCUGACCGCUUUCCUUGUGUACUUGCUUAUGGGGGGCCGGCCGCCAGGUACCUUCGAUCAGGUAUCGCACAAAAUGCAUGCACUUCUCCAGUCUGCCACCGCACUGUCAGAAACAAGGAGCGAGUUUGCGCCGGAGUGGGCCACAAUAUGCCAGGACGACUUUUGUCUCGAGGGGCCGAACCUCAAGCAGGCUUGCGUCAUGCAGCCGAGCCACUUCUUCCUCCACAUGCCUGGAGCAAGCCGAUUCAAGUGCUACGGACGAGCGGCGGGCCCGGCGGGCAUCUUUCAGCUGGACAUGACGGUCGUGGAUCAGGGGACGGUGCGGGUUGACUUCACGCCACAGCAGGAAGGGGUUUAUAAGCUAUGGAUCUCGUCCGACUUGGUCCUCCCAUGGAUCCCCUCCGAGCGCCCAGUCUCUUCCAUCUUCACCCCCUGGCUCCACCAGCAAACCCUCCCCAUGCCCCAAACCCUCGACUUAACCGUCCUCCCAAACCCGAAAACCCCUGUCCGGGGAUGCAAGCCGUGCCGAGGCCCCGGGGUUGGCACGCUGCCCGGGCAAUGGGUUAACCGGACGGAGCUAACCCGGGUUUGUGGGGCAAACGUGCUCGGGGCGAUGGAGGAGUGGGUGGAUGACGACUUCGUUUGGGCCGCAAGGGAGUGCACGUUCCCGUUUUACUCGCGCGCCGAAUUUUUGGAGCACUUUGCGGGGGCGAGCAUCCUGCUGGCCGGGGAUUCGACGUUCCGAGGUCAUUUCACCGACCUUCAGAAUUGGCUCUGGUACGGGAACGGUCCGGAGACGCUUCAGGGCCCGUAUGAGACGUACGGAGAAGGAAGCGGUACAUAUGCCAGCUCCUGGGACGACCACGUGUCGAGCUUCAAUACGCCGCUGUGGGGCUUCCGUCACGACAUGCUGAACAUAACACCGAACCCAAUGGAGGUUGGGAAGGUGCGCAUCGAGUACUUUCCGGUAACCGACGACUUGUACGGUUUUGAAUCGUUGGUUCGCAGAGCCUGGGAGAACAAGGUGAACCUCGCCAAGUUUCACUACCACGCGACUGUGCUCAACUACGGGCUGUGGGGCAUGCACCUCGGCAUCCAGUUCUCGUGCCAGAUUCCGGCCUUCUUCCGCAACAUCUUCCGGAGCCUCAUCUGCCGCCCGAAAGAGCUCCGGAACUCCGUUCUGCACCCCUUCGACUUCACCAUUCCGCCGGAACAAGUCCUGGGCAGCAAUAAGUGCUCCUGGCGAGACUUCGACCCGCCCGGAAACAGCGGAACCGGGGUGCACCUUCCGAGGGACACGUGUCUCGAGCGGUUUCCCGGGAGGCUGGUCUACCGGUCGGGGAGCGCGCGGUUUGAGUGGUCGCACGUGUGCGUUGGGAACCACACAAUCCCACGCAAUCUGUGUCAACUCGACAAAGGAAUAGAAACGAUGGUGGGGGAUGCGUUCAAAGGCUCGGCUUGGGACGCAGAGGUUCUGAUGCUGGACAUGUUUGACAUAAGCACAACGAGACCCGACAGAAGUCUCGACGGUUACCACUUCUUCCCCCGGAAGUGCUUGCCUGGGCAAAGCACGGAGAAGAGCUGCAACGAGUCCACGUGGAAUCCAGUGGUCACGCAGUGCUGCUUCAAGCCCAACUUCCCUCAAAUUGUGUCCAGCACAACGACCAAUAUGCUGAUUGGCCUCCUAUGGGACGACCCCUUGUUGAAAAAACGCUCAUAAAAGCAGGGCAGGAUAUAAAAUCAUUUCGCAAAGCUUUUCUAGCAUUUGGUUCGCGCUCUCAAAUCGUGAGAUGAGGAGCUCGCAAAUCCGAUAUAUCGCAUUGGCAAUUGUGUUUCGAACAGUCGAAGCUGUAUGCGAAAGAGCCCACCAGUAAGUGUUGACCGAGAGACCUCCGACUUGGGUUUCUCGUUGUAGUCGACAGAUCGACCUUGAGCGACAGUUUGAGUAGCGUGCAACCUUGUAGCAUGUCGUGAGCUAGUGAAGAAGACCAUUUCGCUUAAACUGCUAUGUAUAUUAGAAAUAUCCCUCUCGGAGACGCUACCUUUGCGAAGGCAAUGUGCUCGAAACAUGCUUA